Molecule: messenger RNA, 1037 nt
Organism: Sipha flava (yellow sugarcane aphid)
Lineage: Eukaryota; Metazoa; Arthropoda; Insecta; Hemiptera; Aphididae
Gene: mRpL15
Product: 39S ribosomal protein L15, mitochondrial
Exons: 5
Coding region: 99-980 (293 amino acids)
Biological process (GO): translation
Cellular component (GO): mitochondrial large ribosomal subunit
Molecular function (GO): structural constituent of ribosome
Source: RefSeq, a predicted model, not a curated record
UGCAUCGUGCAUCUUUAGAUUAAAACGUUUAUAUACUUUGAACAAUUGUUAAAAAAAAAAUUAGUUGUAUUGUGUAAAUUUAUUGAACUAUAUUUGAAAUGACAUCAUUUACAAAUAAAAAUAUUUUAAAUUUAUUAAGAAAUUUACCAAGGAUUUCAAUAUCUAAUCUGAAAAAUAACGAUGGAGCAGUUAAAAAAAAUCAAAGAGGCAGAGCUCAACAUGGUGGUGAUAAACACGGCCAUGGAAAUAAAGGAUCAAAAGCCAGACAAAAUUUUAUGAGACCUGGCUAUGAAACAGGAAAUAAUCCAUUUUACAUGAGAUUCCCUAGAGAACAAUAUUACAAGGACCAUCAUACUAAAAGACAAUAUCCACCACUUUCAUUGAAUUCUUUACAAAAAAUGAUAGAUUUGAAUCGUAUUGAUAUUACUAAGCCUAUUGAUUUAUCUGUACUAUGCAACACAGGCUUGUACAGCAUAAAACCAGAGGACAAACACUUCGGAGUAAAUUUAAUAGAUGAAGGUGCAGAUAUGUUCAAGGCAAAAAUUAACAUUGAAGUGCAAUGGGCUAGUGAAUCUACAAUUGCAGCCAUAGAAAGAAAUGGAGGAGUUAUAACAACAUCAUUUUUUGAUGUUAAUAGCUUAUAUAUUUUAAUAAAUCCCAAAAAAUUCUUCCAGAGAGGGGAAGCAAUCCCUAGACGCAUGAUUCCACCUGAAGAUGCAAUUUUAUAUUAUUCAAGUGCAGCAAAUCGUGGUUAUUUAGCAGAUCCUGAAAAAAUAUCUUGGGAGCGUUUUGUUCUAUCUCAGAAAUAUGGAUACAAACUUCCUAAAAUUGAAGAUGAUCCAGAUUAUGAAAUGCUUAUUUCUAGAAAAGAUCAAAGACAAAUAUUUUAUGGUCUUGAACCUGGAUGGGUUAUAAAUCUAAAAGAUAAAGUUAUACUGAAACCUAUAGAUCCUCAACUCAAAGAGUUCUAUAAAAGUUAAUUACAGUUGUAAAUAUUAGUAUUAAAUGGUUAUGAAUAUAUUAUUAUUUGAUAUUAA